Molecule: messenger RNA, 2028 nt
Organism: Fonsecaea multimorphosa CBS 102226
Lineage: Eukaryota; Fungi; Ascomycota; Eurotiomycetes; Chaetothyriales; Herpotrichiellaceae
Exons: 2
Coding region: 1-2028 (675 amino acids)
Molecular function (GO): DNA binding; hydrolase activity; ATP binding
Source: RefSeq, a predicted model, not a curated record
AUGAUAAUAUCCUCCAGAUGGCUGUUCGCACUUGGCCGUCCAGCGAAAUGCUUGCUGAUUCCACCACUUGCAACUCGGUCGCUGGCGACCAUUGUCAACCGUACGCCACCAGUGGCUCGUGACGAAGUGAUCCAACUUCGAGCAUAUCAAGAAGAAUGCAUUCAAUCAGUUCUCUCAUAUCUGAGCAAGGGCCACAGGCGCCUGGGCAUCUCAUUAGCUACUGGAAGUGGCAAGACGGUGAUAUUCACACGAUUGAUCGAUCGAAUCGAGCCGCCGACCCGGAUUGCUCAACAGACCCUCAUUCUUGCUCACCGGCGAGAGCUGGUAGAGCAGGCAGCACGGCAUUGUGAGAGAGCAUACCCUGAAAAGAGCAUAGACAUUGAGAUGGGAGACAUUCAUGCUUCAGGUGCCGCAGACAUUACCGUGGCGUCGGUCCGCAGCAUGGUCUCCGGCGAACGGCUGAGCAAAUACGAUCCCGAAAAAUUCAAGCUGGUCCUGGUCGAUGAAGCUCAUCACAUCGUGGCCCCAGGGUAUCUCCAAAUCCUCCAACAUUUUGGCCUGGAAAAGCAGACAAGCUCUGGUCCAGCGCUGGUUGGCGUCUCGGCCACUUUCUCCCGCUUUGAUGGCCUCAAGCUGGGGGCGGCGAUCGACCAUAUUGUUUACCAUAAGGACUACGUCGACAUGAUUGGCGAAAAGUGGCUUUCGGAUGUCAUGUUCACCACGGUGAAAUCAAAAGCGGAUCUAUCACGAGUUCGAAGUGGCAAAGAUGGAGAUUUUCAGACAGGUCAACUCUCUGCGGCCGUGAAUACGGAAAUCACCAACGACAUCACCGUACGUGCAUGGAUGGAAGAAGCCAGAGAUCGGAAAUCGACUUUGGUCUUCUGUGUCGAUUUGAACCACGUAGCGAGCCUGACCUCCACAUUCCGAAAACACGGCAUCAAUGCGCAGUCCAUCACCAGCAACACGAAGAAAAGCGUGCGCGGUGAACGACUCGACGCAUUCAAGAACCGCGAAUUUCCUGUGUUGUUGAAUUGCGGUGUCUUUACUGAAGGAACUGAUGUGCCCAAUAUUGACUGCGUGCUCCUUGCGCGACCGACCAAAUCCCGCAAUUUGCUUGUUCAGAUGAUUGGCCGCGGUAUGCGAUUAUACCCGGGCAAGACGGACUGCCAUGUGAUUGACAUGGUUGCCUCGCUUGAAACUGGCAUCGUGACAGUUCCAACUCUUUUUGGCCUUGAUCCGUCUGAGAUGGUCAAGUCAGCCAAAGUGGACGACUUGAAAGCGUUGAAGGAUAGCCGAAUAGAGAACGCGGUUUCUACGGAAGCGUCAGGACACCUUGUUGGCUCUAACGGCGGGUCUGGCGACCACCAUCUCGAGUUCACCCACUAUGAUUCUGUGCACGAUCUCAUCGAAGAUACCUCGGGCGAACGACAUCUGCGUGCCAUAUCGCCCAAUGCAUGGGUUCAAAUCGAUUCCAACAAGUACGCUCUCGUUGCGAAAGGCGGCUUCCUCAUUCUCGAACGCCGUCUCGCCCCCAAUCCCCUCGAGUCUCCAUCCGACUCUGAUGCCGGGUCUCAUCAAGAUGACGCCUCAUUCGUGGUCACAUGGAAGCAUUCAAUCCCCGUCUCUAAGACUUCCAAAUCGCCCUGGUCCCGUCCUCGCACCAUCGCGACCGCCGCAACGCUAAGCGACGCCCUGCACGCCGCCGACACGUUCGCUUCUCAAAAAUUCGAACGCAUCUUCAUCGCCACGUCGUCCUCCUGGCGCAAAUCCCCCGCCUCACAGGGCCAGCUCGACUGGCUCAACCGGCUCCGCGACGUUUCCGAGGACGAGCAGGAGCCUCUGACUGAACGCGACCUGACCAAGGGACAGGCCGCCGACAUGAUUACCAAGAUCAAACUCGGCGCGCGAGGGCGAUUCGACAAAAUGAUGAGGAAGAAGAGGGGCGUGGAGAAGGGCCUGCAGCGCGAAAGACGGGUCAAGGAGAUGAGGGAUCGCGAGACUGUCACGGUGGGACCUGUCGAGGCUUGA